Elgaria multicarinata webbii is the source of this 1115-nucleotide messenger RNA. It is a transcript of the gene C4H6orf58, whose product is annotated as chromosome 4 C6orf58 homolog. The coding region runs from base 21 to 1112 and encodes 363 amino acids. The transcript is spliced from 6 exons. The record is from RefSeq and is a predicted model, not a curated record. Lineage: Eukaryota; Metazoa; Chordata; Lepidosauria; Squamata; Anguidae.
AGCAACUUCCAUGCUCUCUGAUGUCCAGAAGCAAAACGGUCCUGUCCAGCAUGGGGCACAUUUUCCAGAGAAACCGUAUUUGCCAUCUCACCCUCCUCCUUCUUGCAGUGGUCAGUGUAGCAGCUGAGGGAGGACGAUCUGAAGAGCCUGAAGGGGACGAUGCCUUCCCUCCACUAUGGCAACUUGCACCUGGAAACUUAGACGAUUACCCCACACAAGAUAACAAAAUUGUCAUCAACCCCUGGAACUACUUAGCAAGAAUGGGAGCAUAUAAGAUAUUGCUUAAUUUCACGGCUAAAUAUUUCACUAUGCUUGGAUCCAGUAAUGCUGACAAUAUCCUAUGGGGACUGCCCUUGCAGCAUGGGUGGCAAUACAAAACAGGCAGACUAGCAGACCCCACUAAUGCCACAACAUGUGGUCAUAAAGAUGGAGACAAUUUGUGCAUAUCCAUACAGAGCUGGUGGGCUUGUAAUAAUUACUAUCUAGCUAUUAUUCCCUUUCUGGGGGCACUGGAUAGUGGAAUCUUUGGAGAGCUGCCAUAUGAGGUAGAAAUAUUACCACCAAAUGAGCGAAGAGCUGACUUCUGUCACAGCAUUGCUGAAUGCAAUAUCCAGGCACCAAAAGUCAUGUCUGGCUGGAGGGAUUUCUUCAAGUAUCUCUUAUCCACUGCACGGAACUCUGAAACGCCCGCAACCGUUCUCUUCUCACAAGAUAAAGCCCUGGAAUACAUGUGGAAAGCUCAUGUCCUCUCCAUUAAUUUUUCAUUACUAAAGUUUCAAAACCGACUACCAUACUACAAUGGCCCUGAAAGCAGCUUUGCAGAGGCCUGGGGUACUGCAGUUGACUUCAUUGCAGCCACACAUUUUUCUACGGACCAGAACAACGUAAACCAUUUCCAGACUGGAUUACCACCUCGAAUGCUUCUGGAAGGAGACAAAACACUUUUCAUUAGAGACUUCACAUUCACACAGAAUACAGUGCUGUUUCUUCUUGAGGCUCUUUGCAAUGCAAAUAAGAAAACAGGAGGCAUAUUGUUGCUGUUCUGGAAUACAGCCAUGUCGACUGAAAAAGGAAGAGAAACUGGUCGCCAUCUGAUUGAAAGUUUGUUAUAGGAU